AUGGCCUCUGCCUAUGCUCAUUCGAGGAAAUCUAUCAAGAGAUUGGAGUCCAAAAAGUCGCAUUCCUGGUGGUGGGACAGCCACAUCAGUCCUAAAAACAACAAAUGGCUUAUGGAGAACCUUGAAGAGAUGGACCGGAACGUGAAGCGGAUGCUGAAGCUAAUCGAAGAGGACGGCGAUUCCUUUGCCAAGAAGGCUGAGAUGUAUUAUCAGAAAAGGCCAGAACUGGUUUCUCUUGUUGAGGAGUUCUACCGCAUGUACCGGUCUCUAGCAGAGCGUUACGAUAACGUGACCGGCGAAUUGAGAAAGAGCGUCCCCGUAGAUCUCCAAUCCCAGGGCUCCAAUGCCUCUGACCUUGCCUCUGAGCCACCAUCUUCAUCUCCCUCUCCUGCUCCUGCUCCUGCUCCCGACCGACCGCCUCUUGCUAGGAGAUCGUCAGGUCACAGGGCUGCUGGUUUUGAUUUCUUUCUGGGUUCCGGGGACACAACCUCUGACCAUGGCCAUAAAGAAGGAGAUGAGUCGUCUACAUUGACAUAUUCGGAUUCAGAAUCCGACGACGAUUCAUCUGUUAACAAUUACUCGGGGCCUAUAGCAGGUCAUGGUGGUGGUGACCAAGCACUUGCCAAGAAGAUUAUGGAGUUGGAGGCCGAGCUUCACGAAACGAAAGAGAAUUCUAGUGAUCUUGCUUCCAGAAUCGCAGAAUACGAGCUUGAACUGACGAGAGCGAAUCAGAGAAUCCACAGUUCAGAAGACGAGAUCGAUAAAUUGAAAUGUGAGCAUGAGAAAUGCAACAAGUCAUUUGAGCACAUCAAUGCAAGCCGAGAUGCUGGAGCUGAGCUAGAGCCAAACCUCCAACCGUUGCUGCAGCUUGAAGAGGGAGAGGAGGGUGAAACUUUAAGCGGCAGCAGCUCAAAUGACAAGAUCGUUCACUCACUAGCGGAGGAACUCAGAAUCACAAGAAUGAGGCUUCAGGAAUCCGAGAGGGAGAUAGCUAGCUUGAGGCAGAGAUUGGAGAGCAACGGCGAGGUCUCCGAUCAGAAGGUGAGGAAUUUGCAGGAUCAGCUUGCGUCAGCUCGAAAGGACAUAGCCGCAUGGAAAAGCAAGGUGAACGCGGAGAGAAAGGAAGUGUCCAAGCUACAGGAGAGAGUUUCCAGACUGAAAGCAAGUUUGACAGACCGUGACCAAGAGGCGAGGGAGCUGAAAACCGCGGUGUCUGAUGCCGAGCGGAAGAUAUUCCCGGAGAAAGCUCAAAUCAAGGCAGAGAUAACAAAGCUGCUAGAAGAGCAGAGCGGCUUCAGGGAGCAGCUGAGGGAAUGGGAGUCCCGGGGCCGUUGCUUGGAGGAUGACAUCAGAAGGCUUCAAGCCGAGAAGGCCGAAAUGGAGGAAAGGCAUUGCUCCGAGACCGAGCAGCUGAAGGCAGAGAUGGCCGAGCUAGUCGAAACCGUGAGCACGUUGAGAACCGAGAGGGACAUGGCGAAGAAAAGAGCCGAUGCGGUGGAAGCCGAGUUGGUUUCUCAGGAGCAGCAGAUUGAUGAGAUGGAGAAGCACUUGGAGGAGCUACACAAGGAACUGGUGGGGGUGGUAUCCGCGGCGGAGGAGGCCCGCAGGAAGUCGAAAGAGCUGGAAGAGGAGGUGGAGAAGCAGAGGAAGCUGGUGGAGGAAAGUGCGGAGGAGAAGCGAGAGGCAAUAAGGCAGCUGUGCGUGUCGAUAGAACACUACAGAGUCGGGUAUCAUGAGCUGAGGCAGGCGUUUGCAGGUGCUGGCGGGCACGGGAGAGUUGCUGUGCUAGCGGCAUAG
Messenger RNA from Linum trigynum, 1797 nucleotides. The record is from the annotation of a GenBank genome assembly. Lineage: Eukaryota; Viridiplantae; Streptophyta; Magnoliopsida; Malpighiales; Linaceae.